UCAGAAGAAGCCAGCUUCGCAGCCCACCCCUCCCAAAAAAGCAAUUGGCCCAAACCGCCCCCUCGGUUCUUUUUCCACCUUUCAAAAUAAAACCCUAAAAAAAAAUAAUUAAAAGAGAGAGAGAAAGAUAGGAAAAAUCCGAGCUUUGUCUUUGAUUCCACCUGUGAUGCGUGUUGCCUGAUCGAACCGGCCCCACUGUUAUUUCCUCGCCAUGGUUGCCACUGCUGCUGCCUCUGCUUUCUUCCCCCUCGUCUCUCCGUCUUCAGCAAAGCCGUCGAUGGUGCUUGGCGGUGGAGGUUUGGAUAAUCUUGAUACUCAUGGGAUCAAACCCCGGUCCUCGUCUGGGGGCCUUCAGGUCAAGGCCAAUGCCCAAGUUGCUCCCAAGAUCAACGGCACCAAGGUGGGUCUGACGACGCCGCUGGAGAGUGCUAGGGACGAGGAUGCCGUGGCCACCCCGUCGGGGCCUUCCAAGAGGACUUUCAUUAACCAGCUGCCAGAUUGGAGCAUGCUUCUUGCGGCCAUCACGACCAUCUUCUUGGCGGCUGAGAAGCAGUGGACAAAUCUCGAUUGGAAGCCAAGGCGGCCCGACAUGCUGGUUGACUUCGACCCGUUCGGUCUGGGGAGGAUUGUCCAGGAUGGGCUUAUUUUCAAGCAGAAUUUUGCAAUCAGGUCGUAUGAGAUAGGUGCUGAUCGAUCAGCGUCCAUAGAGACGUUAAUGAAUCAUUUGCAGGAGACAGCCCUCAACCAUGUGAGGGGCGCCGGGCUCCUGGGUGAUGGUUUUGGUUCCACGCCUGAGAUGAGUAGGAGAGAUCUGAUAUGGGUAGUGACUAGGAUGCAGGUUCUUGUGGAUCGCUACCCUUCUUGGGGUGAUAUUGUUGAGGUAGAUACUUGGGUCUCGGCAUCUGGAAAGAAUGGGAUGCGACGUGAUUGGCUUGUUCGCAACAGUCAGACAGGCGAAACUCUGACACGUGCUACCAGUGUUUGGGUGAUGAUGAAUAAACGGACUAGAAGAUUGUCCAAAAUGCCGGAAGAAGUUAGAGGGGAAAUAGAACCUUAUUUUAUCGAGCAUGCUGCUAUCUUGGAUGAGGACAGCCGAAAACUGCCAAAGCUCGACGAUAGCACUGCAGAUUAUAUCCGAAGAGGCUUAACUCCUCGAUGGAAUGAUUUGGAUGUCAAUCAGCAUGUGAACAAUGUCAAAUACAUUGGCUGGAUUCUCGAGAGUGCCCCAUCCUCGAUCCUGGAGAGUCAUGAGCUUUAUGGCAUGACUCUCGAAUAUAGGAGGGAGUGCGGGAGGGACAGUGUGCUGCAGUCCCUCACUGCAGUAUCUGGUGACUGUACUGGCGGCUCGCCUGUAGCCGGGGUUGAGUGUAACCACUUGCUCCGGCUUGAUGAUGGGGCUGAGAUUGUGAGGGGAAGGACAGAGUGGAGGCCCAAGCGCACCAACUUUGGAAGCGUGGGUCAGAUUCCGGCUGAGAAUGCAUAGCUGCCUAACGCAUUAUAUGAUGACAGGUAAUAAGGUGUGUAUUCCAUGUGCAGAUCCAAACAGCCCCAAGGGUGGCAAUGGGCCGGGUUUAGAUCUGGCGGGUACCUGUUCUUCUUCUGAUUAUCCUCUCCUCCAGGUGGGACCAAUAAUUAUAAGGUCUUUAUCUUUUGAUAAAAGAAAACAAUAAUAAAAGCUGUCUUGGGAUCAUGAUAACAGCUGCUUCCUGUCUUUAGAAUAGUAAGACAAAAUAAAGAAGAAUAGUCGAAGAGAUGGAAGGGCGAGGGUUUUCUUUUUCCUGCAGGACAAGUAACCAUGGAAAAUGCAUGUAUGUUAACAAAGCACGCGUGCAUAUCUACCCAACAAUGACAUCCCUCCCAUAUUUUCUUUUCUAGCCCUUCUGUCAAUCUUUAUUAUUAUUAUUAUUUUUAAAGCUUUUGUUGUUGUUCA
Molecule: messenger RNA, 1930 nt
Organism: Magnolia sinica
Lineage: Eukaryota; Viridiplantae; Streptophyta; Magnoliopsida; Magnoliales; Magnoliaceae
Product: palmitoyl-acyl carrier protein thioesterase, chloroplastic
Exons: 8
Coding region: 212-1483 (423 amino acids)
Biological process (GO): fatty acid biosynthetic process
Molecular function (GO): acyl carrier activity; fatty acyl-[ACP] hydrolase activity
Source: RefSeq, a predicted model, not a curated record